ACCACCCCAUCCACCCGCCUCGCAAGGAAGUUAGUCCUUGGAAGAUAGACGUUCCCGAGAACUGUGGCUAUGAAUUUCGUAUGAUGGACGGUGUCUUCCAGGUAUAUCCCAACGAGGAAGCUGUCCGGCGAAAUGAAAGUCUCUCAUACCCGUAUCCAAACUUGGCCCGUUACAUCCAAGACCUGAAUUUGCUGUGCGCCUUGAUCGCUAAUGGGCCAGUCAAAUCGUUUUGCUAUCGGCGCCUGCAGUAUCUUUCAUCCAAGUUCCAGCUCCAUGUGCUCCUGAAUGAAAUGAGGGAGUUGGCAGCCCAGAAAGCCGUUCCUCACAGGGACUUCUACAACAUACGAAAGGUGGACACGCACAUUCACGCAGCGUCUUGCAUGAACCAGAAGCACUUGCUGCGGUUCAUCAAGAAGUGCGUGAAAACCCACCCGGAUGAAAUCGUAUGCGUCGUCAAGGGGGAGGAGAUGACCUUGGCCCAAGUGUUCGCUUCGCUCAACCUCACCGCCUAUGACCUCUCUGUGGAUAUGUUAGAUGUGCAUGCAGAUAGGAAUACGUUUCACAGAUUCGACAAAUUCAAUGCCAAAUAUAAUCCAGUCGGAGAAUCACGUCUCCGCGAAGUCUUUCUCAAAACUGGCAACCAUCUCAAUGGAAAGUAUUUCGGUCACAUCAUCAAGGAAGUAAUGGCUGAUCUGGAAGAGAGUAAAUAUCAAAAUGCAGAGCUUCGUCUUUCAAUUUAUGGCAAAUCCAGAGAUGAGUGGAGAAUGCUGGCCCGUUGGGCAGUUGAACACAAUGUUCAUUCAGAAAAAGUUAGGUGGCUCAUUCAAGUGCCACGGCUUUUUGAUAUCUACAAGAGCAAUAACAUCAUGGACAACUUUGAGACAUUUAUAGACAAUUUGUUUGGCCCUCUCUUCGAAGUGUCUGUGGACCCCAGCGUUGAUCCAGACCUACAUGCGUUUUUGCAGUAUGUAAUUGGAUUUGAUAGUGUAGAUGAUGAGAGUAAGCCAGAGACUUCAGUUAUGGAUAAAGAUAUGCCAACACCACAGCUCUGGUCAGACACUGAGAAUCCCCCAUAUGCAUACUAUCUGUAUUACAU
Messenger RNA from Penaeus vannamei (Pacific white shrimp), 1096 nucleotides. Lineage: Eukaryota; Metazoa; Arthropoda; Malacostraca; Decapoda; Penaeidae. The record is from RefSeq and is a predicted model, not a curated record.